AUGGGAAGCAAAGCUGUUGACCAACAGGUCCACGUCCAGGCGGAUCCCACACACAGCAUGAAAAGCCUCCGUACAGACGAGAACAGUAAAUCGACGAGUCUGCCGUCGCCUCCUUCUUCUGUGAAGGCCACUGAGUCGGAAAGCGGUCGCAAUGAGAACGGCUCGCAUCCUGGGGAGGUUGCUGCAGGCGAGCCACCCGUCAGCGGAAGCUCUGCUGGUGCCCAUGGAGUCGCCAAUGCAGUUGAUAUGGUGAAUGACGAACAUCCCAGUGGGCAGCCGUCCAAUGAUCCCGUACAGAAAGGGACAAAUCCUCAAGACCAUGACGAAUCAUCCGGAAAGGAACUCGAUGACAUGAUCGAAGACAUAUAUGACAAUACUCUACGUCCUCGGCUUAAUCUGCGGACACUUCAAGAACGCAUCAAGAAAGGCCCGAAACGUGCCGUACAGCAAAUGGACUACACAAGGCUCAUGGAAGAUAGGAUGAUAGAUAUGGAGAAAAGACUGCGAAUGAUCGAGAAAAAAGGGGUGGAAUCGGAACCACCUACUCCUCCGCCCGAAGAGACAAAUCCGCCUACUGACUUGAUCAUGGAUAUCAAGCGAAUGACCUUUCAGGAGUAUCUGCCGAUUGAUCCGAGCCCAGGACUCAAAGCGACAGGUGCUUUAAAACCCCUUGAGCAUAAGCGCCGAGACGAGUUUCCAGGUCAAUUGCCUUACCACCUCAUCGACGUUGUUGUUAGCGCUGUAAAUCAGCCCGAGCGGCUGGGUAAAGAUCAGGUGACCAAGCGAGCAGCAGGCUCACUUGAUCAUGCUGCUCCUGGCCCUGCUAUCCUAGAUCAAGACUCGACGGUUAAUGAUCUACAUUUGGCCCAGCCUGAACGCGUUCGCAUCAACUCGACUUUGCUGCUUGACGCCCUCGAGAAAAUUACAGGCAUGACAUUUAGCAAAGCACGCGUUGAUGACGAGCUCGAGUUGCAAGAUCAAGUCAUACUGAGACCGUUCAAGCUAUUUGUGACCUUCGAGCAAGAAAUCAGGGACGAAAUAGAUCGACUAGAGAAAAUACACAAGCACAAUGGCAAUGAAAGCAAGCCAGAAGCACCCGAGACAACCUUGAGCGAGGGCCAAAAAUCGCCGCCGCCAUCCACGGAUGUCUUGCACAACAUGCCCGAGUUAUCAAGUCGAGAACACUUAGACGGUCUGAAGAAUAACAAUUCUCAGAACACUGCAACAGAUGCCUUAACUGAUGGGAGAUACGAAAAACUACCUCCAUUGGAAUCGAGACGAUGUCUCGAAGAAAUGCACGUCUUGAAAGAGCUACUAGACAAAGAUCUGAAACCGACGUUUGACCUACGCAGACAAAUCAAAGACGGUUUGACCCGGAGUAUCGCCUUUCAAGACCUCUGGCAUCUCUUUCCACUGGGAACUGAAAUUGUCUCUAAUGGUUCCGAUGGGCAAAAUCAGACAUACCGUAUUGUGAAUGUCUCCGGGGGUAGACCCUUUCUUUGCAGCAGAUAUCAGGCAGAUAUGGAUCCAUUAGGACCACUCUUGAAUGGGAGAGAAGUGCCCAAGUUCGAGAUGCUGAGUUACUUCUAUGAUUUUGAUGGGAAGGAACUUGGUGCAUGUCAGAAAUUGCAUACCAUCAAGUCUUACGAUGGCAACAAGGCGAUCACAUCCCUACCAUGUUUUCCAGUCAUCUACUGGAAAGCUUCUCGGGGGCUGAAACCUCGCGACCUCUUCAUUGAAAGAGGCAGACGAUUUAUCGAGUUGACGCGCAAAACGGACGUCGUGCAUAAGAGGUAUGAUGGUCGGACUCUGGCCAUGGAUGAACUUAGAGAAGAGGUCGACUCUGAAGUGAUAAUAGAUGUCAGUAUGGCUUUGUUAAAGAACAACUUGGUUGUAAUUUGGGGUCUUUCAGAAGAGCUGGAGCCAGACCGCCGCGAGACUUUGGAGUUCCUAGAUCCCAGGUGCUCGCAGGAGGGAUGUUGCCAGAAUUCUCCGAUUCACAGAGACGACGAAGUAGAUCGAAAGCGUAAUGUCAAAAUGCUAGAGAACAAGGGCUUUAUGCGCGACUUCAUUGAGUCCGACAACGAGCUGACCGAAGAAGACUAUCUAGUGUGCCCCUGUUGGGUUUAUGGCUAUGUGCUGAGGAGUCGCAAAUGGGUGAAGCUGGAGGUGAGUCUGGUUGAAGAUAUCAAGGAUCGUGGGAGCGGCUUCGACUCUCUGGUCCUUCCCGAUGGGCACAAAGAAACCUUGCUGGCUCUAGUCCAGACUCACUCUAAGGGCAAAAAGCUCGAGAUCGGUCUCAAGGCAGAGAACCGGCAGAUGGACCUCGUGCGUGGUAAAGGUAAGGGUCUGAUCAUCUUGCUACACGGGGAGCCUGGUGUGGGAAAAUCAUCCACUGCCGAGUCUGUAGCAGAAUUUACGCGCAGACCACUGUUCCAAGUCACGUGUGGUGAUAUUGGCGAGUCUGCAGACGAAGUUGAGAGGAGGCUGGAGAAUCACUUUCAGCUCGCUCACAAAUGGGGUUGUGUGUUGUUAUUAGACGAAGCCGAUGUGUUUCUUGAAGCGAGGAGUAAGACUGAUCUCAAACGCAAUGCAAUUGUCUCGGUGUUUCUCAGAGUUCUCGAAUACUACUCCGGCAUUCUCUUCCUCACCACCAACCGUGUUGGGUCCUUUGACCAAGCUUUCCGUAGUCGGAUCCAUAUGAGCCUCUUCUAUCCUCGGAUCGAGGAAGAUGCAACCAUCAAGAUCUGGGAGAUGAACAUCGACCGGGCUCGCGAGAUCUGGGGCGACAAGCUCUCCAUCGACGAGGUCGAUCGCAAGGGUAUUCUCAAGUUCGCGUCUAAGCAUUACAAGGAACUGGCGGAGUCGGAAACCACGUGGAACGGCCGACAGAUCCGUAAUGCCUUUCAGACUGCCAUCGCUCUGGCGGAGUGGGACGCUUAUCAAAGCCAGCUCAAGUUCAAGUCGCCAGUCCCGCUCAAGCCGAGGCUAGAACCGGGGCAUUUUGAGCAGGUGGCGAAGGCGUCGAAGCAUUUCGACGCCUAUCUGAAGGAGACUCAGGUUGGAACUAUGUCGGAUUUGGCGAGCGAUAAUCGUGAGCGCAGGGACGACUUCCGCGGAGCGGAGUCUUGA
Molecule: messenger RNA, 3132 nt
Organism: Letharia lupina
Lineage: Eukaryota; Fungi; Ascomycota; Lecanoromycetes; Lecanorales; Parmeliaceae
Exons: 4
Coding region: 1-3132 (1043 amino acids)
Molecular function (GO): ATP hydrolysis activity; ATP binding
Source: RefSeq, a predicted model, not a curated record